This is a messenger RNA of Brugia malayi, 336 nucleotides long. RefSeq names its product ribosomal protein L36 containing protein (gene Bma-mrpl-36). The transcript has 3 exons. Gene Ontology annotation, cellular component: mitochondrial large ribosomal subunit; ribosome. Bases 1 to 336 code for a protein of 111 amino acids. Gene Ontology annotation, molecular function: structural constituent of ribosome. NCBI's taxonomy places the organism in Eukaryota, Metazoa, Nematoda, Chromadorea, Rhabditida, Onchocercidae. The record is from RefSeq and is a predicted model, not a curated record. Gene Ontology annotation, biological process: translation; ribosome biogenesis.
AUGAACUUAAUGAAAUUAAUAAUUAUUUCUCACUUUAGUAAGUCAUUUUUGCGAGAGUAUGUAAGUCAUCAAUUUUCCAUUGAGAUUGCAAGAAUGUUAUCACUUGGUCGUGUCGCUGCUGCAGGAUGUCGAAGUUGCCAAACAAUAUUGCGUGGUUUGUUGAACCCGGAAAGUGGCAUGUUUGAAAGUCGAGCAAAUUUUAAGGUCCGACAGCAGCUGAAACUUCGAUGUUUAUAUUGCUACUUUAUUCGAGUUGAUGGUCGUUGGGAAGUGCGAUGUACAGAAUAUGCUAAACAUCACCAGAAAGAACCGUUUAAUGUGAAAUUGUUAUGGUGA